GAUUGCUGCCUGGUGAAUUUGCUGACGAUUUUGACAACUGGAAAUCAGCUGUUCAAAACUAUUGGUCACUCCUUUGACCUCUAAGAUUUUCUGAUCAUCCAAAGAGGGUUGGUGAUAAGGACUUCGUCACCUUACAACAUACAACAUGUUCAGAAAUACUCUAGACAUGAAUGCUAAUUUCGGUGGCUUUAACUGUGCAUUAUUACACUGCAACAACAUUUAAGUAUGCAUUUGAUUACAAACCAUCUGAUGUCUACUGGUGCACAGCGGAUUGUGGUUGGAUUACUGGGCACAGCUAUGUCACUUAUGGACCCAUACUCAAUGGUGCAACUGUUGUUCUGUAUGAAGGGGCUCCCAAUUAUCCUGAUGCUGGGCGUAGUUGGAACAUUAUUGAUAAAUUUAAAGUAUCAAUAUUCUACACUGCCCCUACAUUGGUGCGGUCCCUCAUGCAAUAUGGUGAUGAGGUAAGAUACAUCUAUGCUUACUCGAUACCUUCCUGAAAAAUUAUUUGUAAUGGUGAAAAAAUGCUCUUACACAUGGAAAAGAAUUGAAAGUAAAACAUUGCAGAAGAAUGUAUACAAUAUCAAACAGGACUGGAAGCAUCAUUAGUAUAAUUAGUGGUUCCUUAAGCCUUUCUUGCCCCUUCUGUUCCACCCCACAUGUAUGAUGCAAGCAGCAGGGUUCUCCCUUUUCCCAUUUGUGUUGCUUUACGCAUAUGGAACCUUGAAGAUAUUCAGUAGUUUGGGUCAAUAAUCUCUCUUAUUACUACUUCCAUUUAUGGGAUCAGGCCGUUUCGGUAAAAUCAUCUCUUUUGCCUCUUGAGUUGUAUGUAUAGACAUAGUAGUCAUUUAAGAGAUUAUAUUUCCCUAACAUACAUUAUCUUUCUUGAUGACAUAUUUGCUUGCAGCAGGUCCUUUGGGACUGGUGUGAAGAGCUUCACAUACGGCAGGUUAUGUUAUUUAGACACCGGUUAGCUUGAUGUAUACGGCUGCUGAGAUAAUGUGACGGUCAUUGAAUCCGAAUGGAAUCGUCCCUGUUUCGAAUAAUGUCUGAACUGAGUGUAUGUGUUUAUGAGUUUUAUAUGAGUUUUUCCUUUGGAAUGUAUCAGUUGUAUAUGUAUGUUUUUGACUUGUGCAUAGAAUCUUUGCACUGAUUUUGGACAGUUUAGUAUAUUUGGAUAUUUUCGA
Vicia villosa (hairy vetch) is the source of this 1187-nucleotide messenger RNA. RefSeq names its product acetyl-coenzyme A synthetase, chloroplastic/glyoxysomal-like. Gene Ontology annotation, molecular function: acetyl-CoA synthetase activity. NCBI's taxonomy places the organism in Eukaryota, Viridiplantae, Streptophyta, Magnoliopsida, Fabales, Fabaceae. The transcript has 3 exons. Gene Ontology annotation, biological process: acetyl-CoA biosynthetic process. Bases 171 to 500 code for a protein of 109 amino acids. The record is from RefSeq and is a predicted model, not a curated record.